Molecule: messenger RNA, 12447 nt
Organism: Camponotus floridanus (Florida carpenter ant)
Lineage: Eukaryota; Metazoa; Arthropoda; Insecta; Hymenoptera; Formicidae
Product: dynein heavy chain 1, axonemal
Exons: 60
Coding region: 1-12402 (4133 amino acids)
Biological process (GO): microtubule-based movement
Cellular component (GO): dynein complex
Molecular function (GO): dynein light intermediate chain binding; ATP binding; dynein intermediate chain binding
Source: RefSeq, a predicted model, not a curated record
AUGAAUAUUAAGGAUUUCGAAGAUAAUAAUAUGCGACGUCAUAGAAGAGGUUAUUAUGCAGAUAUUAUUACAAGAACCAAAACAAUUGAUCUUUUACCUACUGCUUCGAGAAGGACCAAACUUAUAUGGCAAAUUCGCACAGAACAUCAUAGUCCAAUUGUGAAAAAUAUUAAAAUACAGGAAACACAUACUUAUCUUGGUGCAGCAGAGCGAUGGGUGACUUUGCCUGAAGAUAAGUCUAUUGUUUUUCCAGCGGAGACAUUUUUGCCAAAAGUACAAAUGGAAUGUACUAUUGGACCAAAGAUUCUGCCGCGCAACGUUGAAAUGGAAAGAAGGCGAAGAAUGUACAAAAAUCUGAAAAUAGAAGAUGCUUUAGAAGCGGCAGGCAUCAAAACAUGUGACAUAUUAUCGCCUGAAAAUAUCCAGACGUUAUUUUCCUAUGAUGAAAAAUAUGAUUUGUACUCCAAGGCAAAUUAUUUAUCGUUGGAACUAUUCGACGAUGAAAAAUAUGAUUGUAGAACGGUAGAUGAAUGGAUAAAUCUUGGCAUCAUCGAUGGUGUUCGUUAUCCGUUACCAGCUACGGUAUUUGUUGAGAAGAUUCUGGACAAAGAACGAAUAUUUGAUGACAAGACGCUGAGUAACUUGUUCGGUUGGUUUCCUGCCGCCAUUAUCGAUUACGAUAACAAGCGGAAACUUUGGACUGUUCUCACUUUAGACGCUCUCAAGCGGAAAUUCCUUUUGCCCAGAAUAUACAUCCGAUUCUUUGGAGAAGAUCCUAGGAAAUUUGCUGAAAGAAUAGCUAAUGCCGUCAAACAAAGAGAAAUUGCUGAAGUUAGAAUUAGAUAUCACUUUUAUUUGGACUGCAUGGUAGUAGAAGAUAUGCCAACACUCGAUGAAAAGCAACAAGAAGUUAUAAUUUUGUCAGCUACGCGACAAGGUUUCAUGAAAUAUGAAUUCAAACAUCUUUCCAGCUUAACGGACGAAGUUAUUUUGGAUUAUCGCCGCGUUAUGUGCGAUCUUAUGUGGAGAUCUCUUAUAGAGAAAGAACCGGAAAUGUUUAAUUUCAUUAUAUGGAGAGAAAUUAAUGAUAUUCACGAGUUCAAUACACCGAAAACAGGAAAAAUUUGCACCGAAAUGGAAGAUUUUACAAGAACGAAAAACUUUUUCCAUUGGAUAGUAUUAUACGUUGUGCCAGAAGUACACGAAGCUAUGCAGUGUGUAGUCAAUGAGUGUUUUCACGUAUCGAAUAUGAAUCUUUUCAUGUCAACUUACGGAAAAUCUGUACAUUUGUCGGAAUUCAAAUCGCAGCAGCAUCAAGAAACUAGCACAGUAAUAAAGUAUAUGAAAGAAACAUGGGUGGAAAAAAUUACGCAAUUAGUUAGAUUGUGUUUAAGAGAUGUCGGAAAAGGAUGGUUUGAUCUUGAGCAACGAAGACACGAUGUGUAUGAUGUAAUGAAAUUGAAAAGAUUCAUGGAUCUUAUUGCAUAUCGAAUGCAGAAUGCGCUUCGGAAUUUGGUGGAAAGGUCAAUUGCUUUCUAUUUAGAAAUGUUGGAAACUCCAGCGCUUUGUACAUUAAAUAUAGACGAAAAUUUUACAUGGGGAGACGACCUCAUAAAUACACAAUUUAAAUCUCCAGUAAAUCCUAUUUUUAAUAUUGAUAUCGCAAUGAAUGAUAAAACUGCUUAUUACUUAAUGGAUCUUGAAUCAUUUCAGGAAGUGAUUACAGAUCUGUUAGACAAUUCUUUGAGCCUAUGUCAUCAAAUUAAACAAGUUCACCCUUUAUUAUUACCCUUCCUAAAGUUUCCCAAAGAUUUGUAUCUCAGUUCAGUCGGCUUACUAGAAAAGCAAGUUUGCGAAGUUCGCGAUCGUUUAAGAACCGCUUAUCGAAAGUCUGUGAUACCCCUAAAGGCAUAUGCAAGCGAGUACCAGCAGUAUUUAGGAAUUUAUAAAUUGAACGUUGAAAAAUAUGUGGAGAAUUUCAAAAAAGUGGAUCACACCGCCGCGGAAGUCACAGAUGAAAUAUCCUUUCACUUCAAAAUGAAAUCAAUUCUCGAAUUUACGCUGCCGAAGGAAAUCGUCAUAGGGCCUUUUCGAGUGAAUAUCCAACCUCUUAGACAAUUUUUGAUACAAAAGCGACAAAACUGUUGUACACAGUUACUUACAAUGUUUACUGAGAGUCUAAGAACGCAGAUCAAUAUCAUUCUAUCUAAUUAUAUGCAAAUUAGAACGAGAUUAAAGGCAAUUCCGCGCGACAUCGAGCAUUUAUUCGAGGAACAAGACUGGAUGGGAACCAUACCUCAAAUGGUCAAAGGUCUGGAUAAAAUUGUACAGAAGUUGAAGCACGAAUACGAUAUUCUCGAUCACUUUUGGUGGAAUCUGUCAGAUCAAGACUUCGAGGCUAAAUGGCAAGCCAUUGGCUUUCCUAGGCAAAUACAGUUAUAUAUGGAAGAGACUGUUGAACGUUUUGCGAAUGAAUAUGAAAAAUUUCAUAAGGCGCAAAUACAGGAUGAAAUCUUGCUUACGGAAAAAAUCAACACACUCGUAGGAAAUGUUACAAACGUAGCGCUGCAAACAGAUAUCAACAAAAUAUUUGAAAUGGCCGUAGAGAUAAAGAGAAUCUGUAAAAUGAUAAAAGAUUGUCAAGAAUCAAGUUUAUUAUUGAAUGAGCGACAGAAAUUGUUUGGUAUGAAUAUCAUGCCAUUUGAACAAUUGAACCAAUUGGUGAGAGAAUUCGAGCCGUAUCAGAUCUUAUGGAUUACUGCAUCGGAUUGGUUAAAAUGGCAAGAAAUAUGGAUGGAAAAUCCUCUAAUAAAUAUUGAUGUUAAUCAAAUUGAAAGCAUGGUUACUGAUAUGCACAAAGCUAUAUCGCGCUGUGUGAAAGUAUUUCAAGAGAACCAAAAGAUAGCUGCUAUAGCGUUCACUAUAAGAGAUCAAAUUGAAGCAUUUAAGCCUUACAUCAGCAUGAUACAGGCUUUGCGACAUCCAGGAAUGAAAACUCGACAUUUUGAAGAACUUAAUAAGCAAAUUGGAAUACAAAUGGAACUUACACCAACCUUAACUUUUAAGAGCUUACUCUUUCUCAGUGUGAUGAAAUAUGAAGAUAUUGUGAAAACCGUCGCAGACGCUGCAGCAAAGGAAUAUUUGAUAGAGAAUGCAUUGGAUAAAAUGACAACUGAAUGGCAAACAAUUAUAAUGGAUAUUCUUCCUUAUAAAAAUACUGGAACAUACAUAAUGAAGAUUUCCGACGACAUCACUACUCUCUUAGAUGAUGAUAUUCUUAAUACUCAGCAUCUCAGUGUCAAUCCUUUCAAAGUUGCCUUUGAAAGCCGAAUCGAUGAAUGGGAAGCUAAAUUGAGAUUAAUUCAGGAAGUGAUCGCUCAAUGGACGGAAGUGCAAAGGCAAUGGAUGUAUUUAGAGCCAAUAUUUUCGUCCGAGGAUAUUAAUCGGCAACUAUCCGUAGAAGCGAGGAAAUUCAAUACAAUGCAACGAAACUGGAGGCGAAUUAUGAAAAAUGCAUACGAUUGCCCAUACAUAAUUAUAACGUGCGCGGAUAAAAUCUUAUUGGAAAGCCUGAAGGAAUGUCUGUUAAUCUUGGAAACAGUCCAGAAGGGUCUGUCGGAUUACUUGGAGACUAAGCGAAUGAUUUUCCCUCGCUUUUUCUUCUUGAGUGAUGACGAACUAUUGGAUAUAAUUGUCCAGUCCAAGCACGUUCAGGCGAUACAGCCGCAUCUGAAGAAAUGUUUCGAAAAUAUGAGGGAAUUGAGAUUCGAAGAUGAUCUCAGGAUAACGAGAAUGUAUUCCGCCGAGUACGAGGAGGUCACGUUACGACCAUCGAUCUAUCCCGAGGGAAAUGUCGAGAAUUGGUUGGGACAGGUCGAGGAUGCGAUGCGCAAUACCCUGCGAGAACUCAUCGGUAAGGCCCUCGAAACAGUGGAAACGACAUCGCGAAAUCAAUGGAUAUACAUGUGGCCGGGCCAAGUAGUUCUUUGCGGGGGUCAAACAUAUUGGACUGCCCAUGUGGAGGACGGUAUCAGGAACAAUACUCUGUCUGAUUAUUAUAAUCUGAUGUUAUUGCACCUGGAGAUAUUUCGAGAAUUAAUACAGAAUCCGCAAACCGAGAUUUUAAGAUUGAUGCUCGAGGCUGUGAUCACAAUUGAGAUUCAUGCCAAAGACGUUUUGCAUAAGUUGAUUCAGCAGAAAAUAAUCAGUGUCAACGAUUUUGAAUGGAUUUCUCACUUAAGAUAUUACUGGAUUGAUAACAAAGAUUUAAAGAUUCGCGCAAUAAAUGCUGAAUUUCCAUAUGAAUACGAAUAUUUAGGUAACAAUGGUAGACUAGUAAUUACACCAUUGACUGAUCGCUGCUAUCUUACACUUAUUGGUGCGUUGCAUCUGAAAUUCGGCGGUGCACCAGCUGGUCCAGCAGGCACUGGUAAAACGGAAACUACGAAGGAUCUCGCGAAAGCAUUCGCGAUUCAAUGUGUGGUUUUUAAUUGUUCUGAUCAGCUUAACUUCAAAUCUAUGGGCAAAUUAUUCAAAGGCCUUGCCAGCGCUGGUGCAUGGGCCUGUUUCGACGAAUUUAAUCGAAUCGAUAUCGAGGUUUUGUCUGUUGUAGCGCAACAAAUUAUAACUAUUCAAAAGGCACAACACAUACGAGCGAACGUAUUUCUUUUUGAAGGAGUUGAACUCACCUUAAAAUCAUCCUGCGCUGUAUUCAUCACUAUGAAUCCUGGUUAUGCUGGUCGAACAGAAUUACCUGAUAAUUUAAAAGCACUUUUCCGACCGGUGGCUAUGAUGAUCCCAAAUUAUACUCUCAUUGCUGAAAUAUCUUUGUUCUCAUAUGGCUUUAUAAAUGCAAAAAAUCUUGCCAGAAAAAUCACAACUAUUUUUAAGCUGAGCUCGGAGCAACUAAGCAUACAAGACCAUUACGACUUCGGUAUGCGCGCAGUAAAGUCUGUUAUUAUAGCUGCUGGAAAUUUGAAACGAGAACAAAAAGAUCUUGAAGAGAACCAAAUCUGUCUUCGGGCCUUGAAGAAUGUAAAUAUUCCUAAGUUUUUGAAGGAUGACUUAAAGUUGUUUAAUGAUAUUGUAUCGGAUCUCUUUCCCGGUCUCAUCGAGAAAUCAGUAGAUUAUGAGAUCCUAGAAGCAGGAAUUCAUAAGUCUAUCGGACAAAUGGGUUUAGAAGACGUCAAUAAUUUUGUGAAAAAGAUAAUUCAGCUGUACGAAACUAUGCUGAUACACAACGGAUUAAUGUUGGUGGGUCCGACAGGUUCCGGGAAAACCAAGUGUUACGAAGUCUUAAAACACGCGUGUACAAAUCUAAAAGGUCGACCACAACCAUGUGGUAAGCCAUUCACAGCAGUUAUCUCGCAUGUAUUGAAUCCAAAAGCUAUAACAAUAGGUCAACUAUAUGGUGAAUAUGAUCCCAAUAUACACGAAUGGACAGACGGAAUAUUGCCAACUUUAAUACGAGCAGAUAUAACAGCAGCGGAUCAUGAUAAAUUUUGGUACAUUUUUGAUGGACCGGUCGAUGCAGCUUGGAUUGAGAAUAUGAACACCGUCCUGGAUGAUAAUAAAAAGCUUUGCCUUUCGUCAGGGGAGAUAAUAAAGCUAUUACCAACUCAAACCAUAAUAUUCGAAGUAUCUGAUCUUCAAGUGGCUUCCCCGGCUACAAUAUCUAGAUGUGGUAUGGUAUACAUAGAAUCUGAAAAUUUAGGUCUGCAACCUUUAAUCGAUUGCUGGAUACGAUCAUUACCAAAGGCGAUGAACGAUUACGUCGAAGAAAUAAGAAGUCUAACAGCUCAAUUAGUAUUUCCCGGUUUGAAGCUUGUACGAGAAAGUUUACGAGAAAUCGUGGAUACGGUAGAUUCCGCCAUUGUUCAAUCUUACAUAAAUCUAAUGAACUUCAGAAUCAGACCGAUGGUCGGCCGCGAAGGAAAAGCGCCACCAAGUUUUGCUUUCCAAAGGACUAUACCGGAUUUGCUGUCGCCAUGGAUAGCUUUUGCUAUAGUUUGGGGAUUAGGUGCUAUUUGUGAUUAUAAAAGCCGAUGUAUAUUUAGUGAUUGGCUGAGAAAAAUACAAAAGGAUGCUCAACAUAAAACACCGUUUCCAGAAGAUGGCCUUGUAUUUGAUUACAGAUUGCACGAUGGUGGAUUCACCGAUCCUAUCGAGGGUCAAGAGCCAAUUCCACCGAAGUGGUACAAAUGGUUGGAUGGAAUUCCACUCAUCAGAAUAAUGCCAGAAACAAAAUAUACCGAUAUCGAGGUUCCAACUAAGGAUAACGUGCGAAGCACUGCAUUAAUUGAAUAUCUUCUCGUGAACGAGACAAAUAUACUCUGUGUGGGUCCGACCGGAAGCGGUAAGACUUUGACGGUGUCGGCGAAAUUAUCGCGUAACAUGCCGAAAAAAUAUAUUUGCGACAUCAUGACUUUUUCGGCGCGAAUUACGGCGAAUCAAACGCAAGAUUUAAUUGACGCGAAAUUGGACAAGAGACGUAAAGGUAUUUACGGGCCGCCGAUCCUGAAAAAACAAAUUUUUUUCAUCGAUGAUUUGAACAUGCCGGCACUGGAUGCGUAUGGUGUUCAACCACCAAUUGAAUUAAUCCGCCAAUUUAUGGUUUCAAACGGAUGGUACGACAGAAAAGAGAUCGGAUCCUUCAGGUUCAUCGAGGACGUAAAUUUCGUCGCAGCUAUGGGACUUUCCGGAGGUGGAAGAAACCCAAUAACUGCCAGACUUCUACGACAUUUCCAUAUUAUUGCGUUUCCAGAGAUCGAGGACGACGCCAAAUCACAUAUCUUCAAAACAAUUCUUAACUCAUGGCUAUCAAAUACACCAGAACUUGAAAAUAUGUUGGAUGAUAUAGUGAACGUUACUUUAAAAGUUUUUACAAAUACAUGCAACGAAAUGCUGCCAACUCCUAAUAAAUUCCAUUACACUUUUAAUCUUCGUGAUUUGAGUAAAGUUUUCCAAGGUAUACUUAUGGCGGAUGCGACAAAAAUGCUAACUCGUGAAAAACUAUUACUACUUUGGUAUCAUGAAAAUAUUCGAGUCUUCAGUGAUCGAUUGAUUGACGACGAAGAUAGAAAAUGGUUCGAUCAAUUCUUGCGAGAUAUAUUAAACGAAAAGUUUCAUUGUGAUGCUGAUAAUUUUAUUGGAGACGAAACAUUAUUUUAUGGUGACUUUUGUGGUAUAGCAAAAGAAUAUGAACAGAUAACAGAUAUAAAACAAAUGGAAAAAAUUUUACUUGAUUUUUUGGAAGAUUAUAAUAAUUCAACAAUGUCACCGAUGCAAUUAGUACUGUUUGAAGAUGCAAUGAGUCAUAUUUGUAGAAUCAUGCGAAUUCUUCGACAAUCUAGAGGAAAUGCCUUAUUAUUAGGAAUGAGUGGUUCAGGACGUCAAAGUCUGACGAAGCUUGCAUCGCACAUCCAAGAGUACAAUUGCUUCCAGAUUGGAAUCAAUAAAGCUUUUACGAUUCAUAACUGGCGAGACGAUAUCAAAAAUAUAAUCUUAAAAGCAGGAUUACGGAAUCAAUCUAUUGUCUUUCUGUUUUCUGAUACGCAGAUAAAGAAUGACUCUAUGUUGGAAGACUUGAAUAAUAUUUUAAAUAAUGGUGAUGUUCCAAACAUAUAUCAAACUGAUGAAAUAGAAAAAAUUUAUCAAGCAAUGCGAGCACCAGUACAAGAGACUGGGCUUCAGAUCAAUAGGAGUAAUCUUUUCUCCGCUUAUCUGAAGAGAGUCAAAAACAAUUUACACAUUGUCAUCACAAUGAGUCCAAUUGGAGAUAUAUUUCGCGCUCGUAUCAGACAAUUUCCGGCGUUAGUAAAUUGCUGUUCAAUUGAUUGGUUUUGCCCCUGGCCGGAUACCGCACUUCAGAGCGUAGCGACGCAUCUUUUAUCGGAUAUCAAAGACAAAUCGAUCACGGAUAAAAAUUUGCAAUCUAUCGUAAGGAUAUGUCAAUAUAUGCAUUCCAGCGUGAUUGAUGCCAGUGAACGCUUUUUGAAAGAACUGGCACGUCAUAAUUACGUUACUCCUAUGUCGUAUUUGGAAUUGCUCUCUGGUUAUGGCAACCUUUUGAAAAAGAAGAAAAACGAAUUAAAUUCUUCGAUGACUCAUUUAUCUAUCGGAUUAAGCAAACUAGCAAGCGCAGAAGCAGAAGUUAAAGACAUGCAAGAGCUAUUAAAACGUAUGAAGCCGGAGAUAGAAAAGGCAACGGAAGCUACAAUAAAAAUGAUACAAGAAAUUACUCAAGACACGAUUGAAGCGGAAAAAGUUAAGGUAGUAGCAAUGCAACAAGAAGCGAUGGCAUCAAAAAUGAAGCACGAAAAUGAAGCGAUUAGAAAUGAGGCAGAGACUGAUUUAAAUGAAGUAAAACCAAUGCUCGAAGCUGCCGAGGCUAGCUUGAAAGCAUUAAAUAAAAAUGAUAUUGCAGAGGUAAAAGCAAUGAAAAGACCGCCAUUAGGGGUACUUUUAGUAAUUGAAGCAAUGUGCAUUGUGAACAAUGUAAAACCACAUAAGCAUCCUGGAAAGCUUCCCGGGGAAAAAAUAUUAGAUUACUGGACCCCUGGGAGUCAGAUGCUAGCAGAUCCAAUUCAUUUUUUGUAUACAAUGGAGCAUUUUAGGAAGGAAGAUAUUACGGAGGAAAUGAUCAAUAAACUUAAGGAUUACAUAGAAAAUCCAAACUUUGAACCAGCAAAGGUACUUCAAGUGUCAAAAGCUUGUCAUUCUUUGUGCUUGUGGGUCCACGCUAUGUACAAUUAUUAUUUCGUAAUUAAAAAAGUGGAACCUAAAAUGGCAGCUUUGGAGAAAGCCGAGAAAAUUUUGGUUGAAACUGAAAAAACUCUUGCAGUCGCUAUAGUGAGGCUGCGAGAGGUAGAAGAAGGUAUUGAGAAACUGCAAGAUCAAUUGAGGGAGAAAGAAGAGAAAAAGGUCGAUUUAGAGAGACAGAAACAGCUAUGUGAGGAACGAAUAGCACGAGCCAUGAGAUUGAUCGUGGGUCUGUCAGAUGAACAGAAGCGAUGGAUCAUCAUGGUAGACGAUAUAAAAGUGUCCUUAAAGAAUACUGUUGGUGACAUACUUCUGUCGUCAGGCGCGAUAGCAUAUUUGACGCCCUUUACGGACACCUACCGUCAGGAACUCCUGGCAAUCUGGUACAAUGCUCUCGGCAGCGAUGUACCUCAUACUCCAGGCAGUAAACCGGUAUUGACACUCGGCAAUCAGAUGGAGAUACGAAAUUGGCACGUUAACGGUUUGCCGAGGGAUGCCCUAUCUGUCGAAAACGCGGUUCUCGUGAUGAAUUCAAAACGAUGGCCUCUUUUCAUCGACCCUCACGCACAGGCGAAUAAAUGGAUACGCAAUAUGCAUAAGCCAAAUGGACUUGUAAUAGCAAAAAUAACAGAUAAGAACCUUUUACGUGUCAUUGAAAAUUCUGUGCGAUUCGGGAAACCAUGUUUAAUCGAAAAUGUCGGUACCGAACUGGAGACUACCCUAGAUCCGAUUUUUACGCGUUCAUUAUUUAAGCAUGCCGGACAAUUGAGUAUCAAAAUUGGUGAAAAUAUCAUACCUUACAAUUUCGAUUUUCGUCUUUAUCUAACUACGAGAUUGUCAAAUCCGCAUUAUAUUCCGGAAAUAAUGAUGAAAGUACUAAUAGUCAAUUUUGCGCUCACUGUUAGUAAUCUUAUCGAUCAGAUGCUAUCUCUAGUCACGAUACAAGAACGUCCUGAUCUCGAGCAAGAAAGAAACACGAUUAUUGUAUCAUGUGCUGAAAUGAAACGGGAUCUAGAAGCAAUUGAAGAGAAAAUUCUUCACAAACUUGCAAUAUCUAAAAAAUCGAUAGUUGAUGACAUUGACCUGAUUCUUACCUUGGAAGCCUCCAAAACCAAAAGCGAAAAAAUCAAGAUAAAGAUGGAGACUGCCGAACUUACGCAAACAAAUAUCGAUUUAACAAGAUCAUUGUACAUGCCAGUAGCAAAUCGGGCACAAAUAUUGUUUUUUUGUAUCGUUGAUCUUCAGCAUAUCGAUAUCAUGUAUCAAUAUUCUCUAGAAUGGUUCAUUGUUAUAUUUAACAACAGUAUAUCAAAUACCGAAAGAAGUGAAAAUAUUAAUAAACGAAUCUCAAACAUCAACGAGAACUUCACAUACACGCUCUUUUCGAACGUAUGUCGUAGUUUAUUUGAAAGACACAAAUUGCAUUUUGGCUUUCUUCUCUGUGCACGUAUUCUCUUGGACAAUAAAAAAAUCGAUCCGAAAGAGUGGCGACAUUUUCUUACUACGGUCGCACCAAAAUGGGAAUUGUCAAAUCCCGCACCAGAAUGGAUUACCCCAAGAUGCUGGAGAGAAAUUCAAGCUUUAGAGAGGCUUCCAAAGUUUGACAAAUUCGUGACAUCUUUCCAGUUAUCUUUAAUCCAAUUUAAAAAUAUAUUUGAUACUCAAGAAGCGCAUUUAGCACUGUUUCCCGAGCCAUGGAACACGAAGCUCAACGAUUUUGAAAAGUUGCUAAUACUCAAGUGUCUACGGCCUGAUAAGCUUAUUAAUGCUAUACAAAUCUACGUGAUGAAAUCGAUUGGUCGGCAAUUUGUUGAACCACAGAUAGCGGAAUUGUCGACGAUUUAUAAGGAGUCAUCCAAUAGCACGCCGAUUGUCUUUAUCUUAUCACCCGGUACAGAUCCGGCUACAGAAUUAUAUAAAUUUGCCGACAAACUAAAGAUGGGCAGAAAAUUGUAUUCGAUAUCUCUUGGCCAGGGUCAAGGGCUCAGAGCGCAGGCUAUGCUGAAACAAUCAACGGAGAUAGGCACUUGGGUCUUUUUUCAAAAUUGUCACUUGGCACCAAGUUGGAUGCCACAACUCGAAUCUCUCGUUGAAACAUUAUUACAGGAAAAUAUUCACCGAGAUUUUCGAUUGUGGUUGACAUCCUCACCCUCUCUCAAUUUUCCCGUCAAUAUUCUUCAAAACAGCAGCAAAAUGACGAUAGAACUACCGCGAGGUAUAAAGGCAAAUAUGCUCUGUGCAUAUCUGACACAAGUGACAGAAAUGGAAGAGCUUCUGCAAUCCGAUCAUCCAAAAGCUUCGCUAUUCAAGUGGCUUAUAUUCUCGCUUUGCAUGUUCCAUUCCGUACUUCUCGAGAGACGAAAAUUUGGUUCCCUUGGCUUCAAUGUAUCCUACGAAUUUACAAGCGGAGAUUUAGCUAUAUGCUUGUCGCAAUUACACAUGUUUCUUAUGGAAUAUGAUACUUUACCCUUUAAGAUUCUCAAAUAUACUGCUGGACAUAUUAAUUAUGGUGGACGAAUAACAGACGAUUGGGAUCACCGAUGUGUUCUGACACUUCUUGAAGAUUACUAUAAUGCCAAUGUGCUCUCCCCAGAUUAUCAAUUUGACGAACAAAAUAUUUAUCAUCAGCUACCAGUUGCAGCGUUAUUUGACGAUUAUCUAGAGUAUAUAAAGGGUCUUCCUUUAAACGACAACCCGUCACUGUUUGGCAUGCAUUCAAACGCCGAUAUAACAUGCGCUCAAGCAGAAACGUAUAUCUGUCUCGCAACUUUGUUAAGCAUUCAGCCCAGAGAACUCGAUAUUGCAGCUGCAAGUAGCGAGGAAAUAACAAUUCAAAUAAUCAACGAUAUGUUUGCCACGAUGCCCGAACUAUUUGAUUUAAUCACAAUGCAAGAGAGAUAUCCUAUAUCAUACGAAGAAUCUUUUAAUACCAUAUUACUGCAAGAAGCCAAACGAUACAAUGACUUACUUGAAAUCGUGCAAUCAAUGUUGCAAAAUCUUUUGAAAGCUUUAAAAGGCUCAAUCAUUAUGUCAGAACAACUCGAAAUGAUGGCUAUUAGUCUUGUUAACAAUAAAAUACCCCCGAAUUGGCAAAGUUAUCCUUCUCUAAAAUCUUUAGCCGCGUGGUUCAUUGAUUUAAAAGACAGGAUUAAAUUUAUAAGUGAUUGGCGAGAUCAUGGUAUACCGUCUGCAUUUUGGAUAUCAGGUUUCUAUUUUCCUCAAGCCUUUUUAACUGGCACAUUACAAAACUUCGCGCGGAAACACAUAGUAUCUAUUGACACGAUCGAUUUUAGUUACAAAGUUUUAAUUUCUAAGCCAAAACAAAAACCAUCGGAUGGUUGUAUUAUUUAUGGUCUUUUCUUAGAAGGUUGUCGAUGGAAUGGAAAUUAUCUCAUAGAAUCUUUACCAAAGGAAUUAUUCACUGAUAUGCCACCAAUCCUUCUGUUACCAGAAAUUAAUCAUAUAAUUCCAUCGCAUGGUAUUUAUAUAUGUCCUGUAUAUAAAACUAUCGAGCGCUCUGGAACUUUAACAACAACGGGACAUUCCACAAACUUCAUUCUAGCAAUGGAAAUUCCUGCUGAUAAACCACAAUCGCACUGGAUAAAAAGAGGAGUGGCAUUGAUAUGUGCCUUAGACUAUUAACAUUUCUCUGUCCCUAUAUGUCAUAUAAUUUAUGACUUGUGAUAU